Messenger RNA from Chionomys nivalis (European snow vole), 3331 nucleotides. RefSeq names its product RAB, member of RAS oncogene family like 3 (gene Rabl3). NCBI's taxonomy places the organism in Eukaryota, Metazoa, Chordata, Mammalia, Rodentia, Cricetidae. Gene Ontology annotation, molecular function: GTPase activity. The record is from RefSeq and is a predicted model, not a curated record. The transcript is spliced from 8 exons. Gene Ontology annotation, cellular component: endomembrane system. Bases 6 to 716 code for a protein of 236 amino acids. Gene Ontology annotation, biological process: intracellular protein transport.
GCAAGAUGGCGUCCCUGGAUCGAGUGAAGGUUCUGGUGUUGGGAGACUCAGGUGUUGGGAAAUCGUCACUCGUCCAUCUUCUAUGCCACAGUCAAGUGCUGGGAAAUCCGUCGUGGACUGUGGGCUGCUCGGUGGAUAUCAGAGUGCAUGACUACAAAGAAGGAACCCCAGAAGAGAAGACGUACUCCAUAGAACUGUGGGAUAUUGGAGGCUCUGUGGGCAGUGCCAGCAGCGUGAAAAGCACGAGAGCAGUGUUCUACAACUCUGUAAAUGGUAUUAUUUUAGUACAUGACUUAACAAAUAAAAAGUCAUCUCAGAACUUAUAUCGCUGGUCAUUGGAAGUUCUCAAUAGAGAUUUGGUUCCGACUGGAGUCCUGGUGACAAAUGGGGAUUAUGACCGAGAACAAUUUGCUGAUAACCAAAUCCCACUGUUGGUAAUAGGGACCAAACUGGACCAGAUUCACGAAACCAAGCGCCAUGAAGUUUUGACUAGGACUGCUUUUUUGGCUGAGGACUUCAAUGCUGAAGAGAUUAAUUUGGAUUGCACAAACCCCCGGUCUUCAGCUGCAGGCUCCUCCAAUGCUGUCAAGCUCAGUAGAUUUUUUGAUAAGGUCAUAGAGAAGAGGUACUUUUUUAAAGAAAGCAAUCAGAUUCCCGGCUUUUCUGAUCGAAAGAGGUUUGGAGCAGGAGCAUUAAAGAACUUCCAUUAUGACUGAGCUGUGCUCGCCUUUGGAAGGGUGAGCAAGCGGUGGCAGUUGUCACAGCUUUCCUCUUGCUGUGUCAGGUUAUUAACUUCUCAGGCUCUGAUAAAAACAUCUCAAAAUGCUACCUCACCCUCUCGUGGAAAAUUGAAAGAAAGUAACGAGUGGAGGAUCCUACCUGACCCCUGUUGUCUGUGUUGCUCACCUCCCUGUCCCUGUUGAUAUCGUAUGGAAGAGCCUCGUGAAGACAUGAGACACUGUCGAGCCAGUGCGGCAAAUGGGCAGUGACAAGGGCUGCACAGAAAACUGACUCUUGCAUGAAAUCAGAGGGCUUUGCAGGUCUGCGAUUUUCCCACACUCACUGCUGAAGGCUUAAUUAAGUUCUGGAGAAACCUAUCUGUGUUGUUCUACCUUCUUGAGGGGAAAGGUCAUGUUAACCAGCCCUGAAUUAUCCACCCCAAACCAUCUCUGUCAUUUUUAAAGAAGCCAAGUGGUGUUAUUUCCUUUUCUCCAGCCUCAUUACACACAGGGAUGCCUAAGAAUAGCAACCCUGUCUCCUCCCCUCUCCCCUGGAAAAGGCUUGGUGUCUGGCAGAGACGGACUAAUAGCUGGAGUUAAAUAGAAAUACAAAUUAAUAAUACAUGGAGAAUAGACCAGAAAAGAAGGCCUCGGCGAGGCAUCGACAGCUCCUCCACACUUGAGAGUGCAGCUCUCGAAGGCCCUUUCUGCUUUCUGUUUGGAAAUCGGAUGAAAUCUGAGAGCGGCACAGGGGCAGGCAGAGAGAUUUACUGCCUCUUUGGUCUUUUUUUUCUGUUUGUUGUUGUCAUGGUUUCAGGUUUGGUUUUGGUUCUUAAAGGAAAUUCAGAUCCUGAAAUACCCUUUAAUAUGAUGAACAAUAAACUAAGACUAUUAUCCUUGAGUUAACAAUGUGUUUAUGAGAAAGUCAACCGAGUCCCAGAGUCGCACAUUCACAUAAAUUAUAAAGCAGGGUUUGGGCUUUCAGAACACUGCACAGCUUUUCAGCCGUGGUGUGUAUGAGUUCGCAUGAGUUUUCACCAUUAUUUUUUAGCCCAUCUUUUUUGCCGGUUUAAUUCUCUUGGCCCAGUUCUUCCUUAGUUCAUAAAAUUGGUUUAAAAAAAAAAAAAAGACUUUAAUUGGCUGCUGCGUUCAGCACCUUAUUAUCCAGAUUCUUCUCUGCUGCAGCUCUCAGCUCCCGAGUUUUGCACCAAAUUAAAGAAAAUAGUAUUAUAAGCACACAGUUGCAGCUCGUUUAAAACCAGGUAAGAACUACAAGGUUCAUUUUCUGUUCAUUCUAAUUAAAUUUCAGGAGGACUCAGGAAGGCAGGGUAUGCUGGGAAGGAGCGUGAGGAGCUCAGAAGGCGUUUGGGGGUUGGAAGAGCACUUCUGAGCUGGGCUGCUCUGUCUUUACCAAAGUCGGUUUCAGCUUCUUUGCUGGUUUGAUUGUUCUUUGAUAUAAUUAGUGUUGUGCAGAUUAUGGUCUGGGUGUGGAAUUUGGCACAAGUGUGUUGUGGAGAGGCUGUAAAAACCAAAUGCUACACAAACUCCUAUCUAACUAUCUAAAACCCUUCGUAUUUCUCUUUUUAAAAUUAGAUCAAGAAGCAUGGACUGCAACUCAAUGGUAGAGAAUUUAGCUAGCAUGUGCAAGGCAUUAUAUUUGUUUCCAAUAUCAAAAUUUAAAUAAAAAGUAAGUUAAACCCAUUCCUUUCUCCUUUCUUCUUAAUUAAGAGACCCACCCCAAUUUCUAUCAUUUCUUUCUUACUAAGAAAUAAAAGAGCUGGGCAGUGGUGCACACCUUUAAUCCCAGCACUCCAGAGGCAGAGGCAGGUAGAUCUUGAAUUCUAGGCCAGCCUGAUCUACAGAGCAAGUUACAGGGCAGCCAGGGCUACACAGAGAAAGCCUGUCUUGAAAAAAACAUAAAGAUGAACUAGAAGGGGGUGAAUACAUUUUGCUCUUGCAGAGAACCCGGAUUUGGUUAUCAGCACCCACAUGGGCCGUUUACAGCCAUCAGUAACUCACUUCCAGGGGAUUCAGCUCUGUCUUCAGACCUCUUUAAACACUAUGCAUACAUAUAAAAUAAAAGUAAAUACAUAUUUUUUUUUUUUUUUGGUUUUUCGAGACAGGGUUUCUCUGUGGUUUUGGAAUAAAUACAUAUUUUUAAGAAUGGGGAGAUAAAAGCAACCCAUCAGUGAUGGCUACAGGAUCUGACUUGAUAAAUAAUAUUCUUCAAUUCCAUUUCUACCAGCUUGAUUCCUUGACCUAUACUUUUUUCCUUAUAAUUUUAUAAACCUUUUUAUUUAAAAAUAAAAAAUUGUAAAUAAAAUAAACAUCACACACCCAAAUUUAUCUGACCCAAAGUCUCUAUCUCUCAGCGAGCUUCUGUACAGAUAGAGCCACCAUUGUAAAGCUGGGGAGUGCAACAGUGAAUUUUACACCUUUACUGUCAAAUAGAUGUUCUUUGCACUUAGUUUUGAGCUGUAGUUUUCUAAAGAAAAAAUAAAUUUUAAUCUAAUCAUCUGAAGUAAACUUGUUACGAGUAUAUGUAGCAGCAAAGAAAGCUGUUUACCAAAUGAGUGUUAUUUGCCCAACAAAAGAAUGUUCUUGAAGCAUGA